Molecule: messenger RNA, 2841 nt
Organism: Cryptococcus amylolentus CBS 6039
Lineage: Eukaryota; Fungi; Basidiomycota; Tremellomycetes; Tremellales; Cryptococcaceae
Exons: 12
Coding region: 1-2841 (946 amino acids)
Source: RefSeq, a predicted model, not a curated record
AUGGCACUUUCAAGCACUGCAUCUCGCCGAAGGCGCUCUCUCUUCCCCGGUCUGGCUGCCAUCGGGCUUGUACAGCCACCCUCGGGCUCCCCCAUCGAUCCUACAACCAAUAUACCUACUAUUCAUGGUCAAGAACAGACAACUACGACCGGGAGAAGACUGUCCCAGAACAUCGUCCCUGCAUGGUCAGGAAGACUAUCUGUCGGUGAAAGCAGUGAUUCUUGUCCACGCGGCGCGAUACCACAAAAUGCCCUCGAAUCCAGCGCUCAUGACGCAUUUUACGAUGUGCGGUUGACGAUCGAUGAGUCAAGUGAAGAAGACGAUCCAGAGCCCUAUGGGGUCUAUGAUACCGUUGGGCUGGCGCAGAUCUCACAAGGCAAAAGCAGGUCAAGCUCCUCUCCUGUCAUAUCGCCCGCUGUAGAGAUACCGGUCUCUGCUUAUAACCACCAACGACGGUCUGCACAAGGGCAGGAACGCCGUCGACGUCCGCGGAAGGGGAUGCAAAAGUUCGACGAUGACUUGAAUUCCUUCAAUCGCUUUGCUCAAAAUGGACUCGCGUCGACAGAUAUUGUUUCGCCGUCUUUGCUCGACUCAUCUGUAUUGCAGACCCAGCCAGGCUUCAUUGAUCGACGCGGGAGUGAGUCUUUCGCCGUUCCGGUCGGCGAUGGCUUUGAUGCCCUCGAUGUCAUGGGAGAUCACAUCUUUCGAAUUGGCGCUCAGCGCAAGAAGUGGUUCAGAGCCCCCAAGAUGGGGUCAAAACAUGACUCAAUAGCGACUGGUGUCACUAUCAGAGCUCAGACCGGCCUAUACAGGACAUUCCCAGUGGGACACGAAGCUCUAGCCCCAUUCGAAGCCGCCAUGUCACGUCUGAAUCCAGAGGUAGGCAUCAAAAUCAGAUCAGAUAUAGUAAGCUGUAUAAUGGCUACAUAUAUCGUCCCUUUUCCUUCCAUGUCCGAGCUCGUUAUCGAUGAGAAUACACGCAUACAAAUUUUGGACUCUAUCGAAUUGCUGGCUCGAGCUAGGAAGCAUCAAUAUGCCGCGUUCAUUCGAUCGGAAAGAGCCCUCUGUGUCUGGGCAGAUGACGUCGAUAUGAUCGUUGCUGCUGCCGAAACAUUGGAAGAGUCGCUUGUGCACUUUGUGUGGCGCGGCGAAGCAGAGAAUGCCAAACACAACCAAAUCCUUCUCCUAGACGUGGAUAAACGGAAGGGUUCUCCACCACAAAGGGAUGGAGUCGGGGAAUCGGAAAAAUCCGAGCUGGUCGGCCCUAUCAUUCCAGCGCUUGAGGAUAUCACUCUAGCUUAUCACAACGAAACCGGAGAUGAAGACCCGAGCGUCCAACAAAUGAAAGAUCAUUGGCGCGAGCGGCCAGUCAUGCUCAUUGCGCCUCUAUCUGAUGCCCUCAGUUUGAUCUUGGUCAUGACCUUGAUUGGUUUAGGUCUUCGUACUCUUGUCAAGGAAUAUACGUUGGAUGGCAAAGCGACCAGAUUCUCAUUGAUCAUCUUCACUCCGCCACUAUUUUGCAUUGCGUCAUAUGCCUGUAUGUGUGUGAUCGGAUCCAUAUUCCAAAUUCUCGGCCCCAUUCGCCAAGUCACUCAAAAAUCUAGAUAUUUCAGUGGUAUCGCGCCCAAGCGUACUAUGGGCGAUUUACCUCAUGUCACAGUACAGUUGCCCGUGUACAAGGAGUCUCUAGAGGAAGUCAUCAUGCCAACCAUUGAGUCUCUCAAGAAAGCCAUCACCACCUACGAGCGACAAGGUGGUUCCGUGGGGAUCUUGGUCUGUGACGAUGGCUUGCAGCUUCUUUCUCAAGCUGAAGCCGACCGCCGUCGUCGAUUCUAUUUCAACAACAGCAUAGCAUUCGUUGCGAGACCCGGCCAUGGAGUGGAUGGAUUCGUGCGAAAAGGGCGUUUCAAAAAGGCAGGAAAUAUGAAUUUUGCGGCCGCUCUCUCUCUCAGAGUUGAAGAGCUCAUGGAUGACACCCGCCCAGUCAACCCUGUGGACCAUCCUUGGAAUGACAUCGACGAAAACAAGAUAUACGAGCACGCGUUGGAGAUGGCCCUUGCAGAGAAAAAGGGAAAGGCUUGGGCUGAAGGCAAUAUACGAUUUGGCGAAAUCAUUCUCAUCAUUGACUCCGACACGAGAGUCCCUGAAGAUUGUUUUGCCGACGCCGUCACUGAAAUGAAAGAGAGCCCGGAAGUCGCAAUCAUUCAACACAUGUCUGGUGUGAUGCAAGUGGCCAACCAUUUUUUCGAAAAUGGAGUUGCACAUUUCACACGAGGCAUUCAGCACGCUAUCUCUUACUGCUGUGCCAGCGGAGAGGUGGCUCCCUUUGUCGGACAUAAUGCUUUUCUUCGCUGGUCUGCACUGCAAGAAUGUAUGUCGAUUGACCCAGACGACGGCGUCAGCAAGAUAUGGUCGGAGGAUCAUGUCUCGGAAGAUUUUCAGAUUGCCGUGACGCUCCAAAUGCGGGGCUACACAGUACGAUGGGCGACUUAUAGUGGAGGCGAAUUCGAAGAAGGAGUCUCAUUAACAUGCGAUGACGAGCUGAAUAGGUGGCAGAAAUACGCAUUUGGGUGCUCUGAAUUGCUCUUUCAUCCUAUUCGUCAUUGGUUGUAUAAAGGUCCAAUCACACCCCUUUUCAAACAAUUCGUAUGGUCAAACAUCGCUGUACAUUCUAAAUUCACCAUUUGCGGCUACAUCUUUUCCUACUAUGCCAUUGCCUGCGCAUGGUUCUUGUCAGUCGCAAAUUACUUCAUCGCUGGCUUCGAUCUCCCCGUCGAUGGUUACUAUUGCUCCAAGCUCGCUUUCGACCAAAUCAAAUGGGUCCGUGAGUGGCAUCUCUGA